AUGUCCAUGAACAAUACCUCUCAAAUCCCUGAUUUGACACACGCCGAUCACAACAAGUCUAAGCUUUCAUCACAUGUCGCCCACAGCCCGGACGCUCGACCUGCUUCACGACAUAGAAUGGACGAGCCGGAAAGAGAUGAACUGGCUCAAGGGCCGUCGGAUGCUGCCCUCGGGCAGUUUUCUUUCGCUCCAGCGACUCGAACCACGGUGGUGACUACGACCACGACUACAACUACCUCCUUUCCUCCUUUGGUCAUCAAACCCCCGCGUUCCGUCAAGGAUUUGGACACCAGACAGUACCCUCUCGCCUCAGCCCCGACGCCAGCAUCUUUGAGGAAUCUCAAGUUCAAGAUCGGCGACAGACCUAUAGUUUUCAACGAACCCGAGGACACGAAAACUGCUGCCGGCGAGACAAAGGAGAAAAAUGAGGCGUUGAAGGCGGCGAACGGUCAGAUACGCUCUGUGAGUUCGUUCACCUCCGAGGGCGACAACCCCACCCGGCGGCUGGUUCCUUCAAGGAUCGCGAGCCAACCCUCCAGCCAUCCUUUCAACUCUCGUCGUCGUGCCGUAUCCCCCGUCUCCAUCCCCGAGCCACGAUCCUCGACUCUUCCCCGCACUCGUUCAUCUCGCGUUCCUUCUGAACCCGUUACACGCCGCACCCGCCAAAGUGGUGUGGCACCAACUCUUCUUGCCGCUGGUCUGGCCACACCAGAUACUGAGGCAAACUUUGGUGGGUCUGGCGAGCUAGUAGCGCCGAGGCAGAGAAUCCACAGUUCGGUGUUCCCUCGCAGAGAGCCUCCUUUGCCGUCUCCUCUAUCUUCUGAAAUCGGAGCCAAAGGUCCACAGCAGGUGAAUCAAGAUGCCGUGCAACAAAAUGAACUACUCGGUCUUCGCUCCAGUUCUGGGAACCAGGAGCCUCAAGCAGCUGAGGUGGGCCAGAACUGCCCCAAUGCACAUGAAUCGUCUUCCUUCAGCCAGGAUACGACAUAUGGAACACAAGAAUCCGCAUCGCAGAGACCAGAACUUACCUCCCAACUCUCCGCAAUUGACAAUGCCAUGGCACAAGAUAUGUGUCUGCCAAGUCCUAGCCUCUCUCCGGUUGCCGCAAUGAACGCUCUUCAUGGCGAGUCCUCAUUCGACUCGGAAGGACCUGACGUUGAUACGGAUUCCAGUCUUGAUCAUAAUGUCUCCCGCUUCUCCAAGGCCAUGCGACUUCAGGAUGCAGCAAAUGGACCAAACUCACGGUCGCCUCCCUCUCUUUUGGAUAUGCCCAAGGUACUUGAAUUCUUUGAUUCGGUGCCCGAGGAGAUGAAGACCUAUCUUAUGUAUCAGUUCCUCCGACGAUGCUCCAAACCCACCCUUCAUUUUGUAGCAGAUGUGGUCAAUCCAACAUUGAAGUGCGACUUCCUCGCUCUCCUUCCUCUCGAGCUCAGUCUCAACAUCACCAAAUAUCUUGACGUCCAAAGUAUGUGCCGUGCUGCGCAGGUGUCCAAGCGGUGGAGACACAUCACGAAUUCAGAUGAAAAGUCCUGGAAGCACCUCAUUGACCAGGAUGGAUAUUCUCUUUCUGACGGUGAAUUGGAGCGGGCCAUCAGACAGGGAUGGGGAUGGCAGCUUCCUCACAGCCCUGAAGAACCUGAGCAAGAUCUCAGCCUCCUGGCGUUUCUCAGGGCGGAUAGAGAGGAGUCUCCUGUCCCAUUGGGAAUGGAGUCAAGCAGCCGGUCCUCGUAUCCAUCCAUGUCGUCGUCGUUACGACGACCCAAGCGCAAGGCCAAUACACGUGCUACAAGCCGUAAAUUAGCCAAGCGCAAGAUCUCAUCCAGUGGGGGAGAGUACAAUGAUCUGUGUUGGAAGAAAGACCUUGCGGCUUCUGAGGCUCCUUACGCCGCCGCCAGCGCUGCAGCCGCUGCGGUGCCUUAUGCUGAAGUUGGCAGCCCCUCUCUUCGGGGGCUUUAUUUAUAUAAGGUUCUCUACCGUCGCCAUGAUGCUAUCCGCAAGGGAUGGAUGAAGCCGGAAGUAAAACCGCAACACAUCGCGUUCCGUGCCCAUGACCGCCACGUCGUCACCUGUUUGCAGUUUGACGCUGACAAGGUUCUUACUGGAAGUGAUGAUACCAACAUCAAUGUAUAUGAUACGAAAACAGGCGCGUUGAAGGCAACCCUGGAGGGCCAUGAAGGUGGUGUUUGGGCUCUUGAAUAUUAUGGCAACACCCUGGUGUCUGGUUCCACAGAUCGCUCCGUUCGAGUCUGGGAUAUUGAGCAGGCCAGAUGUACUCAGAUUUUCCACGGUCACACCUCCACCGUUCGGUGCUUGCAAAUCGUCCUUCCAACCGACGUGGGCAAAAACAUCCAUGGCCAGCCUGAAAUGAUGCCCAAAGAGCCGUUGAUCAUUACUGGAUCUCGGGAUUCAAAUCUGCGGGUUUGGAAACUCCCAAAGUCGGGAGACCCGGUUUAUUACCAGGGUGGUCCACUUGUCGAUGACACUGACUGUCCCUACUUCCUCCGCGUUCUCACUGGCCAUCAGCAUUCCGUUCGUGCUAUUGCAGCCCAUGGCGAUACCCUUGUGAGCGGUAGCUAUGAUUGUACCGUGAAGGUCUGGAAGAUAUCUACCGGGCAAACAUUGCACACCUUGCAGGGGCAUUCUAUGAAGGUAUACAGCGUUGUGCUUGACCACAAGCGCAACCGUUGCAUCAGUGGAGCAAUGGAUCACAUGGUCAAGGUGUGGUCCCUUGAUGAUGGAUCUGUUCUCUAUAACCUUGAAGGCCACACCUCUCUUGUUGGUCUACUUGCUUUGCAGAAUGAUUUCCUUGUCUCAGCGGCCGCGGACUCUACCCUGCGAAUUUGGGACUCUGUCCACGGUCACUGCAAGAACACGCUGACUGCACACACUGGCGCCAUCACCUGCUUCCAACACGACGGGCAAAAGGUCAUCUCCGGAUCUGACCGUACCUUGAAGAUGUGGGAUGUGACGACAGGCGACUGCGUGCGAGACCUUCUAUCUGAUCUCAGUGGCGUGUGGCAGGUCAAAUUCAAUGAUCGCCGAUGCGUCGCUGCGGUGCAACGUGACAGCUUGACUUACAUUGAAGUACUUGACUUUGGCGCUGCACGCGAUGGAGUCCCAGAAAGCAAACUCGCCUCCCGCAUUGUUGUCAACGCCCGCGGACAGGAGGUCCAAAAUCUCGAUGAAGACGACGAUCUAUCCGACUGA
This is a messenger RNA of Penicillium antarcticum, 3207 nucleotides long. Its product is annotated as F-box/WD repeat-containing protein. Gene Ontology annotation, biological process: proteasome-mediated ubiquitin-dependent protein catabolic process; ubiquitin recycling. Gene Ontology annotation, molecular function: ubiquitin binding. The record is from RefSeq and is a predicted model, not a curated record. Gene Ontology annotation, cellular component: nucleus; cytoplasm. The transcript is spliced from 3 exons. Lineage: Eukaryota; Fungi; Ascomycota; Eurotiomycetes; Eurotiales; Aspergillaceae. The coding region runs from base 1 to 3207 and encodes 1068 amino acids.